UCUUGGAAUUCUUGGUUAUCAAUAUCAAUCUGACUGAUACGGAUUUCAAAUGAAUACAUUUUUAAUGUGUUAGAUAUAAAUAUCGUUUCGUUUGUGUAUUUUACGACAAACAAUAAAAAAAUAUCUAAAUAUUUGACUAUCAAGUUAUUUCUUGCUAAAAAUGUUUAAUAAAACUGUUCACAUACGUUAAGUAUUUACAUGUAUUAUAUUUUUUCAAUUGUGUUACAUUGUAUAUUGUAGUUUUCACGUUAGAAUUUUUAUUUUAUAAUUUUAUAGUUUAUCCUCUUUUAUUUUGUUUUGUGAACAAACUUUCUGUUUGUUCUUAUUAAUAAGUUACGUUUUAUUUCGGUUUUAAGUUUUUGUACUAUAAUCUAAUGGAAAAUAAAAGAAGUUCUUCUGAUGGCGAAGAUAUACCGAGUGAUUUUUUUGACGAUUUCAAUAAAGAUGAAUUUAUAGAAGGUCUUAGUGUGAUCGAUAGUUGGGACGAUGACGAUAAAAAGGCGCAAAGUUCGCGAUCACGAAUAAAAUUAGAAUCAAUUGAUAAUGUUCGUGACCUACGCGAGUUGAUCGAACGAGAAGAAGACGACGAUCGACGUGUUCGACGUUAUAUCAAACCUGACCCAAAGUAUAGGUGGAAUCGGAACAAUCCUCCUCCAUCUCCCAAGCAUUCAAGUUAUGUCAAUCAGAACGUGAGUGACAACUUGGACGACUAUAUCAAGCCCGGCAGUCGACGCGAUCCAAGCAAAACUAAUGAAGCUAUCAAAAAAGAUAAAGAAGUCAAAGUAAAAGAACACUUAGCUAAACAUUUAGAAUCUGGUAGCGAUUUGUGUCCACCUGGUACUGAGCUAGAUGAUUACUUUGAAGAACAUAGAAACGUCGAGUUUAGGAAACGUCUAUCUGAGACACGAGGUGAAAUUAUUUCACCACCUAAGGAGUAUAGACCUAGGCGUAACCGAUACAGUGGAGAAUCACCCGUGAGACGGCGAGAGUCACCUCCGAGGUAUCGGCGUGUGCGAGGCAAUUUUCAACGCACGCGUAGUCCACAUCGCCCGUAUCGACCACACUUCAUUCGUGGUAGCCCACAUAGAGGCUUUCGUAAACAUCACAGGUACAGCCCUCGAAGCCCUCGAAGAUUUAGCCCCGAAGUUCGUCGGGAGCACCGUUCACGAUCACCAUACAAGCGUUACCGUAAGGAGUCUAGGUCUCGCUCCCCAGGUCGUAGAUCCGAGAGAGACGAACAUCGUCGAUCACGUUCUUCUACUCGUAUAUCUGGGAGAGAUGACUUCCUUUAUCCUAAUGAACACUACCCGCCCCCUGACUAUUCAAAUGUAAAACCUGUAAUUCCUUACCAGGAUAACCCGGAGCAACAGUAUGCUAACCAUGUCCCUGUUGAGUAUGGUGAUGCACCCACUUAUCCAUACGUACAGAGUCAGGGAUAUGGUGAUUAUGGAGUUCCAUAUGAGUAUGGAGUUUCAUCCACCCAGCCAAUGGCUCCACCUCUUGUACCUCAACCUGUACCAGCCCCUAUAAUUCCAUCAACAGCCUCAGAUACAAUGCUUUAUAAUCCUGUCCCACCACCAGGUAUAAUGCAUGCCCCAUAUCACAGUACACAGACAAUUAAUGAUCAAUCUUCAAUCCAAAACAUACCAGAAACAUUGCCAAAUGCUCAAGUUGACGCCUUAGCAAAAUUGGUUGCAGACGGCAAGUUGUCACAUGAAGAUUAUUUGAAAUUGGCUCCUAAUAAAGGUGUACAAACUAUGGAUACUCAUGCAAGAGUUGCUGUUUUGAAUCGCUGUCACAACGCCAUGUCUAUGCUUGGCUCCAUUGUUCUACCAAAUCAACUGUUAAUAAAUAACAGUCUCAUUGGUCCAGAACAAAAACAAAUAGCACCCAAGUUUUGUUCACCAUUGAAGCGUCAAGCAACAACUGAAUUUCAUUUCACCAAAUAUGAUGCAUCAGCAGUUGCAAAACAGAACAAGCAGAUAGUAGACACCAUUGUUGGCAUGCUCAAACUUGAAAAAAUUGUAGGAAGAACGAAGAAAGUGCAAAAGGAUACCAAGGAUGUUGCGGUACAAACUAGCAAGCCUUUCUGCGAUAUAUGUGCAAUCCGUGAAAGUGUGACCUUCAACAGUGUGGGAACGUCCAUCCAUCGUGAAUUGUUAUUGUCAACUGUUCACACCCAAGUAAUUGAACAGGAUUUGUUUAGUUCCAAGUCUGUGUUCAACCCUACUGGUGGUUUAGGUGAGGGAGCUAAUAUGUCUAUAGCUCACAUGACUCCGGCGCAAUUGGUGUCGCAACUAGCAGCGCGAGCCAAGACCUUGAAGCAAACCGAGCCUUCACAUUCGUCAAAUCAAUAUCUACAUUCGCAGAACUACGAUUACGACAGCAGAGGCGGCGACAAUAAUUAUCGCAAUCAAUAUAAAUAUCGUUUCUAAAUGUUUCAACACGGAAAAAAGAUUGUUGGAAUAAAUUAUAUUUAAAAAGAUUGUAAGAUUUCUUGGAUGCAUGAGUUAUUUUUAAAACAUCUAUUUAGGCAUAGAAUUUAUCACUUAUGUAUUUUUUUUUUAAUACAUUGUUAUUUGCAAAA
Messenger RNA from Melitaea cinxia (Glanville fritillary), 2587 nucleotides. RefSeq lists its product as uncharacterized. The record is from RefSeq and is a predicted model, not a curated record. Bases 375 to 2435 code for a protein of 686 amino acids. The transcript has 4 exons. NCBI's taxonomy places the organism in Eukaryota, Metazoa, Arthropoda, Insecta, Lepidoptera, Nymphalidae.